UUCACGCAUGCGCACAUUUUUACUCCUGCCAGCUCUCAAAUCUUUGUUCGUAGUCUUGAAAGACGGGUAUUUUUCUGUUGAAUGCCAACUUGAGGUGUAGUUGUAUUUAUUCACUUAGUUCUCUUUGGCAUGCAUGAAUGCUAGAGUGUUGGGGAGAGUCUGUGUCCGUCCAUGCGUCCCAGAGAGUUGUAGCUACUGAAGCUAUUGCUGGAGGAAACGGACUAUGUCGACAAAUAAAACAAAGAAGGUAAAAAUGGCUACGAAAGCUUGUCCUGAAUGCGACCAGCAGAUUCCAGUUGCUUGCAAGUCUUGCCCCUGUGGUUUUGUGUUUAUUAGCAGAAAACUUCUAAACGCUAAGCUAAACGAGUGCCCGUCACCAGCCAUAGCAGACAUGCUGGACUUUAAGCGGAGAAGAACCGAGCGCAUUCGGAAAGAAAGGAUCGACUCUCCUUUAGGCAACGACAUGGAGAACCGGAGGAGACCCCGGACCAACAGCCAGUCAGACGCCAUCAGGAGAGGACGGGGGCGGCCCAAGACCGUCGGCCUGAAGAAACAAGACGACGACAAAGAGAAACAAGAAAAGGAGGUGGAUAUUUACGCCAGUCUCUCUGACGAGAAGGCCUUUGUGUUUUCUGUGGCCUUGGCUGAGAUCAACCGCAAGAUCCUGGGCCAGAGACUCAUCUUGUAGCUCCAAGUAACUGAAAGAACUAGACAAGAGGACACGAUGUCGUGGGACGACCAAAGAUCAGGAAGAAGCUGGACUCUGGACUGGAAGAGCUUCCAUCGCUUCAUGGAGAGAUAUUGAGAAAGAUAAAAGAUGUCACAUCUGUGUGGCAUUUUAAAAUCUACAUUUACACAUAUUUACUGUUUCUGGACAAACAAAAGUCAGAGUUGGGGGUUAUAACAGCAUAUAUAUUUAGUUUUGUCUAACUAUUAAAAACACCAUAAGUAUUUUGUCUUUUCUGAUGAUGAAACGUGUGAGUGUACGACCACACUCACAUACUGUGUUUAAAGGCCUUUUACGUGUAAUUAAUUUACUUUAGGAUGCUGAGAGAAUAAAGUUAAACCAUCUUGAAAUAAAUGCACUGCUAGGUUCCCUUUGCUUGUUUGUAGCCCUCAUCUUUGGGAAACAUGUAGGUUUUCUUAUCAACUAAGGUGAAAUGAAGCAUCUAUUGUUCAUAAUGAAGCCUGUCUUGUUCAGUUAUCUAGUCUGACGUAAUCUGGUUCUACUAGUGCUCUGGUUAGACUGUAAUCUGGUUCUACUAGUGCUCUGGUUAGACUGUAAUCUGGUUCUACUAGUGCUCUGGUUAGACUGUAAUCUGGUUCUACUAGUGCUCUGGUUAGACUGUAAUCUGGUUCUACUAGUGCUCUGGUUAGACUGUAAUCUGGUUCUACUAGUGCUCUGGUUAGACUGUAAUCUGGUUCUACUAGUGCUCUGGUUAGACUGUAAUCUGGUUCUACUAGUGCUCUGGUUAGACUGUAAUCUGGUUCUACUAGUGCUCUGGUUAGACUGUAAUCUGGUUCUACUAGUGCUCUGGUUAGACUGUAAUCUGGUUCUACUAGUGCUCUCGUUAGACUGUAAUCUGGUUCUACUAGUGCUCUCGUUAGACUGUAAUCUGGUUCUACUAGUGCUCUCGUUAGACUGUAAUCUGGUUCUACUAGUGCUCUCGUUAGACUGUAAUCUAAUGCUCUUUCUGUGGUUUUUCAACUUCCAUACAGAGAAAAGGUGUAAACCUGUUUCCAAGUGUGAAAUGCAUUCUCCGGGUCAAAGGUGAUGCAUGAACCCUGCAGCGUGAAAGAACCGAGGCUCAGGCUGGAACAACAAAUCUAUCAAUAACAUGCUGAGAAUGUUGGGGAUCAGCUAUUGAACAAUUGUUUGCAUGUUCUUUGAUAAACCACAAAAUUGCUGAGUUUUGUGAACGAGUUAGCAGCCUCUGAACCAGUUAUCUAGCUGUUGCUAUCCCAUUAUUAAAUGUCCCAUAUAGGUCCGGAUUAAGGUACAUGCAGUUUAAAAGUCCCAAUGAUGUCUUAUAUGAUCAGAAAUCCGAUAGAACUGCUGCAUGGAAACGUAGUGAGUGGUUCCCUGAUCAGUCCAGGGGCCAGAGCAUCCACGCAGCCCGCAGCAUGCUCUUUACUUCUGGAGCUCUUUACCCAGUAAACUAUCCAUCUAUUACGGAAGAGUAUCAGGGCCAGGCAGGAGAAAAAAUAUGGGAGAGGUUUUUAUUUAUUUAUUUUUAUUGUGCACUUCAAGAAAAAAUUCAAUGUCGAGAAAAAAGUCGAAAGAUCGAGAUUAAUGUUGAAAUACAAUUUCAAGAAUAAAGUUGAAAUUUUGUCUUUUCUCAACAUUUCCACUUUAUUCACGAAAUUUUGACUUUUUUCUUGACAUUUCAACUUUUUACUCGAAGUGCAUAAUGAAAAAAAAAAUCUUCCUCCUCUAAAAUAUUAUUUUAAUGUUUUUCCUGCCUGGCCCUGAGACGGUGGGCUACACCAUUUAGGGACUUAAAAGAUAAUAGUCUUUAGCUGCGUCCCAAAUCCCAUCCUUCCACCCUAAUGAGUAGCAAAAACAGUAUGUGAGAUUUUUUAGUGCGUCCAAAACAUUAGUACGUAAUCAAUAGUAUGUACUAUCCAUACUCAUUCUGGAGAAAUGUAUUAGUGUGGAUUGAUGGACACUAGCUGAGCAGAAACUUCCCACAAUGCAAUGCAGCGGUGUUUGGUUGCUAAGUGAUAACUAUAUGUCAUAAGUAUCAUAUUAAGUAUGAUAUUAUAUAAUAAUAUUAUAAUAUUGGUAUAUAAUAGUAUUAUAUAAUGUCAUCUUGUUUCGGCCAGAAUAAACGGGAAAGAGUGGAGCGGUGCUGCUACUGCUGCUGUUACCAUGGUAACAGUUGCUACUGUGACAGGACCAGUGGCGGCUGGUGAUAAAAAAUUUUGGGCGAGUGGGGAUUACAACACAACUAUAAACUCUACUUGAACAUACAUUUUUUUGCUAUUUUUUUAUUACAUAUCACUACAUACAUAUACUACAUAUACAUGUAGCAUAUUUUACAUAAACAUAUUUUCAAUUUUUCAAGUAACAACAUAAUAUAUUUGAACCAUUUUUCAGAUUUUUACAGUUAUUAUAUAGAGAUAUUGUCUGAAAAAUGGUUCAAAUAUGUUAUUUUGUUAUUUGAAAAUUUUUUAAUUUGUUUUGUUGAUGAGAAAAUAUGUUUCUCUAUUUUUCUUAUUUUUGUGAGGGGGGAUAUAUAUUGUUUUUCGGCACUACCUUGUUCUCUAUAGCUGAUAUAACAUGAAUUACUCCUAUGUGGGAUCAAUAAAGUUCUUAUUUUUGCCAUCUGAGAAAAUUAAAUAUAUUAUAUUUGGUG
Molecule: messenger RNA, 3359 nt
Organism: Cololabis saira (Pacific saury)
Lineage: Eukaryota; Metazoa; Chordata; Actinopteri; Beloniformes; Belonidae
Gene: hdip1
Product: chromosome 2 C16orf87 homolog
Exons: 4
Coding region: 224-688 (154 amino acids)
Source: RefSeq, a predicted model, not a curated record